Molecule: messenger RNA, 4793 nt
Organism: Hordeum vulgare subsp. vulgare (domesticated barley)
Lineage: Eukaryota; Viridiplantae; Streptophyta; Magnoliopsida; Poales; Poaceae
Product: putative disease resistance protein RGA3
Exons: 6
Coding region: 159-4322 (1387 amino acids)
Molecular function (GO): ADP binding
Source: RefSeq, a predicted model, not a curated record
AAUACAGCGGAAGCUUCCCUUUUGUUAAACAUCGAUCAUUUAGGUAGCUAGUUCCCAUUUCAUUCAUACACAAACACAAUUCGUGAAGCCAACAUUUGAUCUCUGGAGCUGAAAGGGGAGGACAUCCGUCCAUCUUGAAGCAAAAGCCAUCAAGUGCAAUGGCAAUGGUGCUGGAUGCAUUUGCAUCCUACUUGGCAGACUUGCUCACGCAGGUGGAUGCACAGGAGCUGGAAAUGCACAUUGAUGCCUCUGACGAGAUAGACAAGAUGGGGAACAAGCUUCACGACCUCAAGAACUUCCUCGCAGAUGCCGAUAGGCGCAACAUCACCGACAAGAGCGUCCAAGAGUGGGUGGGGCAGCUGAAGCGUGCAAUGUAUGAAGCUGCUGACAUCCUCGACCUUUGCCAGCUCAAGGUCGUGGAGAGUGGAACAUCACAUGUAAACGUAGGGUGUUUAGACCCCCUUCUCUUCUGCAUGCAGAAUUUCAGAGGGUGUUUCAAUCCCCUGCUCCUGUGCAUGCAGAAUCCCUCUGAUGCUCAUGAGAUCGGCACCCGCAUCAAGGCGCUCAACCAGAGGCUUGACACCAUCAAGGAGCAGAGUGUUGCUUUCGGCUUCAUCAAUCUUGGGCCCAAUGAGGAGCAUAGCAGUAAUAUGCACAUGUCCCAUCGUCGUAAUCCUAGCCGGGAGAUGUCGGGGGAUCCCGACCGGUUCGGCGUGGUUGGAGAGAAGAUCGAAGAAGACACAAAAUCACUGGUGGCUCAGAUCAUGCAGGCAGGAAACAAAGUCAACAACAACAUCAUGGUGCUUGCCAUCAUAGGUGUCGGCGGGGUUGGCAAGACCACGCUCGCUCAGAAGGUCUUCAAUGAUAAGGCCAUCCAAGGUGAGUUCAGCAAAAAGAUAUGGUUGAGCAUCGACAAAAACUUCAGUGAGGUUGAGCUCUUGAGAAGAGCGGUUAUUGAAGCCGGAGGAGACCACCGGCGGGCUGGAAAUACGAAGGCCACACUUGAUCAAACCCUCAAGGAUGCCUUGAUUGGCCACAAGACCUUACUGGUAAUGGAUGACGUGUGGAACCAUGGAGUAUGGGAGGGUGUGCUCAAAGUUCCCUUCAAUGCUGCUGCUUCAGGCAGCCAAGUCCUAAUCACCACCAGAGAUGAAGGUGUUGCGCUGGGCAUGAUAGCCACAUGGCCCUACCACCAUGUCAACACAUUACCACCUGACGACGCUUGGUUAUUGCUCAAGAAGCAGGUACUCUCAAGUGAUAUAGAUGAAAAACACAUCAAUAUGCUGACGGAUAUUGGAUUGAAAAUUAUACAAAAAAUUGGUGGUUUACCACUUUCCAUUAAAUUAAUGGGAGGAUUGUUGCGUGAAAGAGGAGGGACGCGUCAUUACUGGGAGAAGGUGUUGGAUGAUUCUAAGUGGUCAAUGGCUAAAAUGCCUCGAGAGCUCAAUUAUGCAGUAUACUUGAGCUAUGAAGACAUGCCUUCUUAUUUGAGGCAGUGCUUUCUAUACUACUCUCUUCUUCCUAAACGGAAAAAAUUUCAUGUGAGUGAAGUAGUUGCCAUGUGGAUUAGUGAAGGAUGUAUUCAUGGAAGCUUGGAUGAUUUAGAAGAAUCUGGAAGAUAUUACUACAAUGAGCUGAUAUCUAGGAACCUAAUAGAGCCAGAUAAAUCUCAUUUUGAUCAAUCUUAUUGUAGCAUGCAUGAUAUUGUUCGCUCAUUUGCUCAAUAUAUGACUGAAGAUGAAGCACUUAUAGCUCACAAUGGAGACAUCAAUAUUCUUGCUGAACUCAAUUCACAAAAGUUUCUUCGGUUGUCUAUAGAAGCCAACGGACUACAGCCAGGUGAAAUUUAUUGGAAAUCUAUACACAAGCAACAUGUGAGAACGUUGAUCUCAACUAUCCAGAUCAAGAUGAAGCAUGGUGAUUCAUUGGAUACCUUUUCUUGUCUGCGGGUUUUACAUAUAGAAUCUGUGGAUGUGGCCACAUUGGUUGAAUCGUUGCAUCAACUCAAGCACCUAAGGUAUCUGGCAUUGAUAAAUAGUGAUAUAGCUGUACUUCCAGAGAACAUUGGCAAUAUGAAAUUAUUGCAGUUCAUUAACCUUUGUGGAUGCACACAAUUGGUGAAACUUCCUGAUAGCAUUGUAAACCUUGGCCAGCUGAGGUUACUUAGUAUUCCAAGCAUAGAUAUGAUACCUAGAGGUUUCUGCAGCCUGACAAGUAUGAGGAGACUAGAUGGCUUUCGAGCCCACAUGGACGGUGAUUGGUGCAGUUUGGACGAGUUGGGUCCACUUUCCCAACUCAGGACUCUUAAAGUAAUUCAAAUGGAGAGUGUAUCUGCUGCUUCGUUUGCUGCUAAUGCUAGGCUUGGUGAGAAAAUACAUCUCAUCGACCUAUUCUUGCACUGCACCAGCAAAUUGGGAGAUUAUUGGUUUUGUAAAGAGUAUGAAGGCAUAUCCGUACAGGAGCAGCAACGAAUUGAGAAGGUGUUCGAUGUGCUCUGCCCUCCCCCUAGUGUAGAAGGUCUUCAUAUCGAAGGGUAUUUUGGCCAGCAACUCCCGAGCUGGAUGAUGUCCACAUUGACAGUGCCCCUCAACAACUUGAAGACACUAUAUUUUUCUGACCUGGCAUGCUGCACACAACUUCCCAAUGGGUUGUGUCAGCUCCCCUAUCUGCAAUUGCUUGAGGUCUGCAAUGCUCCAUGCAUCAAGCGUGUUGGGAGUGGAUUCUUCCAGGCAGCGGCAACACCAUUUCCAAGGUUAAACAAUUUAUCCUUAAUAGGAAUGGUUGAAUGGGAGGAAUGGGAGUGGGAGGAGAAGGUGGAAGCUAUGCCUCGUUUGGACGAGCUCUUGCUCUGUAAUUGCAGACUCGGGCGUGUUCCUCCUGGGCUUGCCUCCAGUGCAAGGUCUUUGAGAAAAUUAAUCAUACAAGAUAUCAAACACCUGAGCCAUCUUGAGAACUUUCCUUUUAUUGUUGAUCUUACAUUGCUUGGAAGCCCCGACUUGGAGAGGAUCACCAAUUUCCCAAAUCUCGAGAAGCUUACCAUCACCGAUUGCCCAAAGUUGAAUGUGGUGGAGAGUAUCCCUGCACUCGAGAUGUUGGUCCUUGAGGAUUACAACAUGGAAGAACUCCCGGAAUACAUGCGAGAUAUAGAGCCAAGGCAUUUUCAGUUAUUCUGCAGGCUAUGGCUGCUCUGUUCGGUGGCUGCAGGCCAAUCUAGUCUCGAGUGGGACAAAUUCAGCCACAUGGAGCAUGUUAAGGCAUAUGCCUAUGAAUAUGAUGGUAUGAACAAAAGGAAAUGGUAUGUGUUGUACACAGGAGGAGACAACUUCAAGAUUGAUUCAAAUAUUAGCCGCUCUUCCAUAUUGAAAGAAACUUUAUCAUCUUCUAUGGUAGGAACACAAGGAUUUGAGUCUUUGUACAAAAUGAGAAGAAGUACCUUUAGUUACAUUUGCAGCUUGGUGAAGGUGCCCCUUUCCGAACAUAUGAUGGUAAACCGUCACACCUUCGUUGAUGAGAGGGUGUUGUCUCUCCAUGAUGCAGUAGCCAUCGCCCUGAGAAUGUUGAACUCUGGUGAGACGCCGGAGAUUGUAGGAUCCUCAUUUGGUGUGGAUGGGUCAUUGGUUUCGCUGUUAACUCGGAAGUUUGUUAAGGCUUUGGAAGAGCGAGCAAUGCACCAUAUCAGUUUGUCUGGCUCCGCUCAAGUGGAGAAGAUCAGGCGCAAGUUUGACAAGAUCCAUGGCCUCCCAAACCACUGCGGGGUUGUACAUACAACCCACAUCAAAUUUGGAUCAAAAAACCAUGAGAAUGAGGAAAAUGAUGGCAUGCUAUUGCAUGUCGUGGUUGAUGCAGAUAUGAGGUUUACGGGCAUUUCAUUGCGGCCGCAAGGUACCAUGAACAAAUCAAGAUUUUUUCACGACGCUUAUGUCGUCGUCGAGUCCCGCGUGGAGGGUGUUCGUCUGAAUGGUAGAAAGCUGAAUGUAUCAUCAGGUGCGGGAUUGGAAGUCAGUGAGUACGUAAUUGGUGAUAUAGAUGAUAAUAUCCCCUGGCUCCCCACACCUUACGAGUUGGAUAAUGACCUCUCACUCUCAGACGCCAAAGUUGAGUUCAAGAGGAGACAUUCUGCAGCUACAGAUGUUGCGCUGAGGCCGCUAACAUGGUUAAAAGAAACAUGGAAGUGCCUGGAGGGAGAAGGGUGGAAUCCAAAUAAUGAACGUGAGAUAUACUGGACAGUGAGCACAUGCUGCAUGUUGCAUAACAUAGUGAUAGAAAUGGAGAAGGAGGGUGUAGGCAUGCCGCGCGAUCGGGAGGAUAAUUACAUGCAUUGAGCAAGUGCCGCAGGUGGCAGAUGAGGGCGCCAUCGGGGUGAGGGAUGCACUGCCCCAAUACAUGAUCGAAUCUGGAGAGGAGGAACAAGAAGCAGCAACAAUUAAUUGCAUCCGAUUCAGAAGAUGAAAACAAGGAACAAGAAACACAUCAGCGACAAAAAGCUGGCCAGGAAAAAGAGAUGCAUGAUAGCUAGCUGCAGACAUCAAAUCAAAUCAAGCCGUCUUCUCCGCCUAAUUAAUUAACCUGGCCAUGACUAUGGAGCCAAAUUGGUGCUGCCACAUGAAUGAAAAGAUCGAUGAAUCGCGAAAAAAGACAAGUGUCAUGUAGGAUUUGUCACAUCUUUGGCAAGACAAGUAUGGUGUUGAGACAAGACUAUUUUUGUUGGGUCGGCAUGUUGCUUGCUUGUUUGCAAGUCUUACGGUUGUACAUACAUGAUGCAUGAGGAUAGGAGUGGCCUUCUUUCUUCUCAA